AGUAACAUAAACUGGGGCGGGGGCUUUGUAUGUGUCGUCGUGCGGGACUGAUGAAGAAACAAUUUCAUCGUGUUUUCGUGUCCAGCUAACGGAAUAACGCUGACAUACUGCAUUACAGAGUGACGCUCUGCUGUUAUAAUCGUUAAAUCAAGAUGGGAAGCUGCCUUACUGUUGGGCCAAAUGAAGCCUUGGUGGUCUCUGGUGGCUGUUGUGGCUCCGAUUCCAAGACUUACGUGGUAGGAGGCUGGGCCUGGGCAUGGUGUCUUAUCUCAGACACUAAAAGGAUAACCUUGGAGAUCAUGACUCUGCAGCCCAGGUGUGAGGACGUGGAGACAGCAGAGGGGGUGGCCAUCACUGUCACAGGUGUGGCACAGGUAAAAGUCAUGACAGACCAUGACUUGCUUGCAGUGGCCUGUGAACAGUUUCUGGGUAAAUCAGUGAUGGAGAUCAAAGCCGUCGUUCUGCAGACCUUGGAGGGACAUCUGCGCUCCAUUUUAGGUACCUUGACAGUGGAACAGAUUUACCAGGACAGGGAUCAGUUUGCUAAGCUAGUGAGGGAGGUGGCAGCACCCGACGUGGGCAGGAUGGGCAUCGAAAUUCUCAGCUUCACUAUUAAGGAUGUUUAUGAUAAACUGGAUUACCUGAGCUCCCUUGGGAAGACCCAGACUGCAGCUGUCCAGAGGGAUGCAGACAUUGGUGUGGCUGAGGCAGAGAGGGAUGCUGGGAUACGGGAGGCAGAGUGUAAGAAAGAGAUGAUGGAUGUCAAGUUCCUGGCAGAUACCAAGAUGGCUGACUCCAAACGUGAACUAGAGCUGCAGAAAGCCUCUUUCAACCAGGAAGUCAACACCAAGAAAGCUGAGGCGCAGCUGGCAUACGAGCUUCAGGCAGCCAAGGAGCAGCAGAAGAUCCGCCUGGAGGAGAUAGAGAUCGAAGUGGUGCAGAGGAAGAAGCAGAUCACCAUUGAGGAGAAGGAGAUUGACCGCACGGACAAGGAGCUCAUCGCCACAGUGAAGAGGCCCGCUGAGGCCGAGGCCUACAAAAUGCAGCAGCUCGCUGAGGGCCAAAAGAUAAAGAAGGUGCUGACUGCCCAGGCUGAGGCAGAGAAGAUCAGGAAGAUUGGUGAGGCGGAGGCCGCCUCCAUUGAAGCAGUGGGAAAAGCUGAAGCUGAGAAGAUGAGGCUAAAGGCUGAGGCCUACCAGCAGUAUGGAGAGGCAGCCCAGACUGCCCUGGUCUUGGAGGCCCUGCCCAAGAUUGCAGGCAAGGUUGCAGCUCCAUUAGCCAAGACCAGUGAGAUUGUGAUACUGAGUGGGGAGGGCAGCCGUGUGACAGGCGAGGUGAACCGCCUUUUGGCUGAACUUCCUGUGUCAGUCAAUGCUCUCACUGGAGUGGACUUAACCAAGAUCCCUUUACUGCAGAAGAUGACCGAUGCUCAAGCCUGAAAACAGCUGACUCCACAUGACUUCAAUAUCUGUUUUAUGCACUCUCAUAGACUGCCUUUAAUACACUUGAAUAAUUUUGUUGUUUUAUACAUAUAUAUAACAGGUGGAUUUUGAAAACCUCUGGUGCCUUACUUUAUAUAGGACCAGAAUAUCUGCAUGUACUGCUGCUCCUUUAAAAGAGUCUUUAUUUUGUUGUAAUAUGGGAAGUUCCUUGUCUUUUGUUCUGAAUUUUUUUUUUUUUUUUUUUUUUUUAUCUUAAAUCCUGGCCUAUUUGUACAAACUGACACAGGACAGGAGAGCUGAUUUAAGACGAGUUUGGCUCUUAUCUAUCCACUGAUUUUCUGCCACCUAUAAUAGUUUAGUUCAUAUCAUCAUUUGAUCUGACAGCUAAUCUUGACGCAUAUUAUUUAGUGUUUUUAUACAUAGUGACCCUUCUUUUGGGGCAAGGCAUCUACACAUCUUCUACACUAUGUACAUGAUGUAGCAGGCCAUUUUAUGAAUUCACAUACCUUCACCUCAUUUAUCUGAGACUAAAAAGUACCCUCAUCUUCUCCCCUUGCAUAGAUACAGAUACUCUGUAUUACCACUAUAACUUUAGAUUAUCUCUCUGAUUUCAAAAGCUUCCAACUUUACCUCACACAAUUGCCAUUUUUUGUUUUUUUUUUCACAUGUGAUUUGUAAAAUUUUAUUUUGUAUAUAUUGUAAUUUAGAUUUGUUUUGUAAUUUGUUGCACUGAUAUUUUUCAGUGCAACAAAGGUGCUCACAAUCCAUAAAUCAGCCCCUUUUGUUGUGCAAAUCUCCACUUUAAUUUAUGCCUGUUCGUGGAGUUUUGUGCAUUAGUUAUUCUUUUUUUUUUUUUUUUUUUUUACUUAUUCACUUUGUUUCUCUUGCCAGAGGUAUAAUUUCCUCUAGACUGUUGUUGUUCAGGCAUGAUAGGUAUCACUGUCCUUUAUGUUCAAACAAGAAGAUGGGAAGGAAAUUAUAAUCUUAUGCUAAUAUAGUUGGCUUGUAGUGUAGUAGUUAUGUAAUUCUUUGUCUAGGGGUUACUGAAAUCUUUAGCUGUUUUGGUUUUUAUUAUAAUUGGAAAACGGGUAACUUGGUGUUCAAAAAUAAGUGUGUUAAUGUAGACACGAUUUAACAGGCAGAUUGUGAAAGACCUGUAUUGUGAACUGUUUGAAUACUGUGGUGGAAACCUUGCUCUUGCAAGAGUCUGAAAGUAACUGGCCAAAUAGUAAUUCCAAAUAGAUCUUUUUUUCUUGAGUAAUUUUAGUAGAGAAAAAAAAAAAGAGGAACUUGUGAUAUCACACAUUCUAAUGUUUGAUUUCCUAUUACAGAUACCUGUAGAUCCUAAGCCAUGUUCGACAGUACUUCUGACUCUGUCAACAAACCAAACUUUUAUACUUGUGUCUCGAGAGACAUGCAUUCUUUUCAGCCAGUGCUAGUAAAUUUCUUUGAUUUGUUUAAAUAAUUGUGAAAUGGGUUCUAGAAGUAUGCAGUUGCAGUACACUGCAUCACCUCUCUAUCUAUGAAUUUAGGUUUGCGUGAAAUUAAAUUAUUCACAUUAGUGGUCAUUCCAGUACUUUGAUAAUCAGUCUAUUCAAUAUUUUGGCUGUUUCUUGGGGCUAUUGUGCUUUGUAAAUGGUCACAAUGCUUGAUUUUUUUUUUUUUUUUUUUUUUUUUUUUUUUUUUUUAUGGCUAAAGCCUUCCAAUACAUUAAUACAUCAAACUCCAAAGCAGAACUACACAGGAUAUGAUGUAACUACCCCAGGUUUAUAAAAAACAAAACAAAACAAAACAAACAAACAAACAAACAAA
Molecule: messenger RNA, 3254 nt
Organism: Myripristis murdjan (pinecone soldierfish)
Lineage: Eukaryota; Metazoa; Chordata; Actinopteri; Holocentriformes; Holocentridae
Product: flotillin-2
Exons: 11
Coding region: 153-1439 (428 amino acids)
Biological process (GO): regulation of myoblast differentiation; protein localization to plasma membrane
Cellular component (GO): cytoplasmic vesicle; plasma membrane; flotillin complex
Molecular function (GO): protease binding
Source: RefSeq, a predicted model, not a curated record